AUGGCACUUGUAGCCAUUAAAGCAUCAAGCCUUAACCAAGAAGAUUUCCACAAUCUAUGGUUCCAUCUCCAACACAACCUCCUAACCCUAAUCAUUCUCUCCGUUGUUCUCACUCUCGGGUCAAUCGUUUACUUCGUGACACAGCCUAGGCCCGUUUACCUCGUUGACUACUCCUGCCAUCUACCUCCUCCGAGUCAAAAGGUCACAGUCCAAAAGAUCAUAGAUAGUGUCAACAAGAAUCGUGAAGCAGAUCCGUCUAUGAGUUCACUUGCUGCUGAAUCAUCAUUGGACUUCUUUGUUAAGGUUCUAGAACGUUCCGGUCUUGGAGACGAGACUUGCGCACCGGAAGCCCUUUUCAAUGUGCCACCUCUUCAAACCAUGGCGGUUGCACGCGAGGAGACAGAAAAUGUCAUCUUCGACGCCAUUGACAAUCUCUUAGCCAACACCAAAGUCAACCCACGAGAUAUUGGUAUAAUCAUCGUGAACUCGAGUACGUUUAACCCGACUCCUUCGCUCUCAGCGAUGGUGGUGAACAGGUACAAGCUUAGAAGCAACAUUAAAAGCUUCAAUCUUGGUGGUAUGGGGUGUAGCGCGGGUGUUAUAGCCAUCGAUCUCGCUAAGGACUUGUUGCAAGUUCACAAGAACACUUAUGCACUUGUGGUGAGCACAGAGAACAUCAGCCGCAACAUGUACAUAGGUGAUAACAGAUCUAUGCUUGUCUCCAACUGCUUGUUCCGUGUCGGAGGAGCCGCGAUCUUGCUCUCUAACAAGUCGGGAGACCGAAGACGUUCCAAGUACAAGCUGCUCCACACGGUUCGUACUCAUACCGGAGCGGAUGACAAAUCGUUUAGAUGUGUGCAGCAAGAAGACGAUGAGAAGGGCAAAACCGGAGUCUCAUUGACCAAAGAUAUAACGUCUGUCGCUGCAAGAACCAUUACUAAAAACAUCGCCACUUUAGGUCCUUUGGUUCUUCCCGUGAGCGAAAAGCUUCUUUUUUUUAGGACUUAUAUGCGCAAGAAAUUCUUUGACGACAAGAUCAAGCAUUAUGUCCCGAAUUACAAGCGUGCCAUUGACCAUUUCUGCAUCCACCCGGGUGGGAGAGCUUUGAUCGAUGAGCUUGAGAAGAACUUGGGGCUGUCGCCAAUGGACGUGGAACCAUCGAGAUCAACUUUGCAUAGGUUCGGUAACACUUCUUCGAGCUCUAUUUGGUAUGAGUUAGCUUACACAGAGGCUAAAUGUAGGAUGAAGAAAGGGAACAAAGUUUGGCAGAUUGCUUUAGGAUCAGGUUUUAAGUGUAACAGUGCGGUUUGGGUGGCUCUAAGCAAUGUCAAGUCUUCGGUUAAGAGUCCUUGGGAACAUUGCGUUGCCAAAUACCCGGUUAAGCUUGAUCUUUGA
Thlaspi arvense is the source of this 1395-nucleotide messenger RNA. The record is from the annotation of a GenBank genome assembly. NCBI's taxonomy places the organism in Eukaryota, Viridiplantae, Streptophyta, Magnoliopsida, Brassicales, Brassicaceae.